Necator americanus (New World hookworm) is the source of this 2139-nucleotide messenger RNA. RefSeq lists its product as uncharacterized. Gene Ontology annotation, molecular function: ATP binding; DNA ligase (ATP) activity; DNA binding. Gene Ontology annotation, cellular component: DNA-dependent protein kinase-DNA ligase 4 complex; DNA ligase IV complex. The record is from RefSeq and is a predicted model, not a curated record. The coding region runs from base 1 to 2139 and encodes 712 amino acids. Gene Ontology annotation, biological process: double-strand break repair via nonhomologous end joining; DNA recombination; nucleotide-excision repair, DNA gap filling. NCBI's taxonomy places the organism in Eukaryota, Metazoa, Nematoda, Chromadorea, Rhabditida, Ancylostomatidae. The transcript is spliced from 19 exons.
AUGCUGGCAGAUACGUUGAAAUUCGCUGAUCUCUGUGUUCUUCUAUCGAAACUACGCGAUGUGAAAGGUGCUAGUGCGCCGGUUAUGCGGAAGAAACUUUUCGAAAAGUUCGUAGCCACUUGUGCAGAUAAGUGUGCGAACGGAGAGGAUCCUGACGCUGCAUUUCACCCGGUCCUUCGCCUUGUCCUUAGUAAAUUUGACACAAGAAGUUUGAAUAUCAAAGAGAAAAAAUUGGUCGAUCGUGUUUGUAAAGCUUUGGCUGUGUCAUCAACAGACAUUCGUGGAGCUAAUGUAUCGAAUGCAACGAAAGUAUGCGACAUUCUGGCAGCGGAAGUUUCGUCUCGAAUUGCACCGGAUGAUUUUGAACAUCUGUCGAUAGCGCAUAUCAAUGAGAAAUUGGAUCACAUGAGUGAAAGCUCUGAAGUUGAAGAUCUCCAGUUUCUUUUCACCAACUGUUCCAAAGAUGAGCUAUUCUGGUUGUUCAAUAUUAUGAUAAAAAAUGUUGAAUCAACAAUUGGAGUGGCAAGAAAUGUGAUUUUAUCCUGGCUUGGACCAGAAGCUGUAACUCGAUGGAAUGCAGCACGUGACCUGUCAGAAGUUGCCGACACUUCAAUAGAUGGUGAGCCGCGACUCGGCGCCAAUUUCCGACCGAUGCUGCUGGCGAGAUUGCCGAAAGAGGGCUGGUGGGAAGUGAUAAAAGAAAAUUGUGGCGAUGAGUUCUUCGUAGAAACAAAAUACGAUGGGGAACACGUGCUUUUGCAUAAGAUUGCUCGCGAUCAAUACAAGUGGUAUACCAGAAAUGGUAAAGACUUCACGAAGGAUUACGGCGGCUCGUCUUCACUAACAGACUUAGUUUCUGGAAGAAUUCAUCCAUUUUUUCGGUCGACAGUCACUGAUUGUAUUCUUGAUUGCGAGCUGAUGUUGUGGGACAAGAAACUGAAGAAACUCUGUCGUCGUCAGUUCAAAUCACAAAACUCUGAGCACCGGAGUCACUCUUUUCGUCAUAUCGAUCCAAGCGACAAUGUUCAACUUGCGGUAGUUAUCUUUGAUCUGCUCUAUCUAAAUGGAAAAUCUAUCAUGAAUGCACCACUUCAUCAACGUAUCCGUGCGUUAGAUGCGGCUAUACUGAAGGAUAACUCACCUAUUGACACAAUAGCAGUGGCGCCGAGAAAAACUGUUAGCACAAAAGAGGAAGUGGAGGAAUUGUAUUCGAAGGCAUUAGGUUCCGGUGAAGAAGGGAUUGUUGUGAAGCGAAAAGAUGUCACAUAUCAACCGGGGACCAGAAUGACGAAAAACGGCUGGUUCAAGCUAAAGGCAUAUCUCGGUGAUAACGAAUUGGAUUUGGCUGUAGUUGGUAUUGACAAAGGAAAAGACGGACGAGUCGCUUACCAGCUGGCGGUACGGGAUGGAGAAAAAUAUCAGACAAUUGCCAAUUGUGCGUCUGGUCUAAGCAAUGUGGAUCGGGAUUACAUCUUUGAUUUAUCUACACGAGCUGACGGACCACUAUUAAAGGAACCCCCUUCGGUUUUGCGUAGCUGGCAACUCACUGAUCCAAAAGGAGGAUUCAUCAGGAGGGAACAUUGGAUAGUCGUCGAAAUGACAGCUGCAGGUGUUCGGGAUGGGAAAUUCAUAGAUCCAGUCAUGAGAAGAAUCCGUUACGAUAAAGAUGUUGAGGAAGUGGACACGCUGCAAACAUUUAAAGAUUAUGAACAAAUCCUCUUGAACAGCAAGCUGUCGGACAAAAGUCCUGCAAAGGAAAAACCACGAAAGGUGACGAAAAGGAUGAUUGUAGAAGGAAGUGCUGUACCGGAAGUUGAUGCUAAACAGAUUCGAACCGAUUCUCCUUUGGUUGGUCGAACAAUCUGCGUCCUGUACGGAACAGAUGAACGACUAAGAAAACACCUAAUGGAAGUUCUUAAGACCUUCGGUGCCAAUGUGGUAGCAAAUCCGGUGGCAGACAUGAGCUUAGUUGUGGCUACAACCGACAAACAUCCGAAGACCAGAGCUCAGGUUGAAGCGGCUGAAACUACGGUACUACGUUCGAAAUGGGUGUUAAGAUGUGAGGAGGAGGGUCACGUAGUGCCAUGGACCGCUGAGGAAGUAUUGAACGAAGUUGAGGGAGGAUUUUGUAUAGUGUAG